Messenger RNA from Spea bombifrons (plains spadefoot toad), 1979 nucleotides. RefSeq names its product NOP53 ribosome biogenesis factor (gene NOP53). The transcript is spliced from 13 exons. The record is from RefSeq and is a predicted model, not a curated record. Gene Ontology annotation, cellular component: nucleolus. The coding region runs from base 24 to 1382 and encodes 452 amino acids. Gene Ontology annotation, biological process: rRNA processing; ribosomal large subunit assembly. Gene Ontology annotation, molecular function: 5S rRNA binding. NCBI's taxonomy places the organism in Eukaryota, Metazoa, Chordata, Amphibia, Anura, Pelobatidae.
GUCACAUCCGCUCUCUCACCAAGAUGGCGGCUCCCGGUGGCCGUAACGUGGGCCGGUCGGAUUUUUUGGGGUUCACUCCAGGGGCGAAAGGCGGUCAAACGGGACAGCAGAAGCGGAAGCGGCUGAACCGGAACAAGAAGAAGACCUGGAAGCGGCACAGCGACGUCAGGGAUGUGGAGGAGUUUCUCGACGAUGUGCGGCUGCAGGAGAGAACGGCAGGGGGUCUGCUUGCGGAAAAGACGGACGACAGCUUGUUCUUUCUGGACACCGGAGAGCAGGAGAAAGAUGUGGCCCCCCGGAAGAAGACGCGGCCUCUGCGUAUAGAUCUCAUCCUCCAGCCGGACUCCAAGGUGCCGGCCCCCAAAGACAUCACGUCUCAUCAGGUACCCAACGGGCGCAAACUGAAGCUGAAACACGAACGUGAAGCGAAGCUGGAGGCGAAAGGCAUUCUCCCCAGACCAGAGAAGCUGCUGCGAGCCCAACUCCGAAACAAGAGGCCGAGAUGUAUAGAGGAGCCCAAUAAUAACCCAGCGAGGGCCUUCUAUGACCUGUGGGGAGAGCAGAAUCCUCUGGAUGCUCCUCUGGAAGGGAAAGACAGCUGGUAUCUUCAGCAGACAAGGAAGAGCCGAGUGAAGCGUCCCGACAGAUUAAACGCCAAACCCUCGCAGCUCCCGGCCGUAGAGAUCGCGAGCUCCGGUGCAUCUUAUAAUCCUACGUUCGAGUCUCAUCAGGCUCUGCUUCUCCAGGCUCACGAAGACGAAGUGAAGAGACUGAGAGAGGAGGAGAAAGUGGAGCGGCAGCUGAAUCUGCCGACGGCCGCCGAAGCUGCCACCCAGGAGAGCCAGUUCCAGGAGCUCUGCGAGGGGCUGGUGGAGGAGUCGGAAGAUGAGCAGGUCCAGGAGGAGCAGGCUGGCGCCGGGCUGGGCACGAUGUCUCUGGCACAAAGAGAGAGGAAGACGGAGCGGCAGAGGAAGAAGGAGAAGGAGGCAAAGAGGCUGAGAGCCAGGCUGGAGGCAGAGAAGUGUCUGCGGCUUCGCACGCAGGGGCUCUACCAGCUGCGCUCCAUCCGCUCCGACCUCGCGCGCCGGCAGGCAGAACUGACGCGCAGGAAGAAGCUGCGGGAAGCCAAGCGGAAAGCUGCAGCGUUUAAGCCCAAAAGACUGGGCCGUCUCAAGUAUCAGGAGGAAGCUGUGCAGGUGAAGCUGAGCGACGAGCUGCCGGGGACGCUGCGCAGGCUCAAGCCGGAGGGCAGCAUCGCCAAAGACAGAUUCAAGAGUUUCCAGAAGAGAAACCUCAUCGAGCCGCGCGAGAGAGCAAAGUUCAAGAGGCGGCUGAAGGUGAAAUACGUGGAGAAACGGGCUUUCCGCGAAGUCACGUUAUAGCGGACGGGGUAACUGGACUUUAUUGCCCCUUGUGGACUCGUGGCCUGUAUGUUUGGAGCAGGAUGAUGGGACUGGUGGUCAUGGCUUUCUCUCCCUCCUCGGGGCCGUUUCUGGACGUGGCCCUCGUGUUUCCCGCAGACCUAACGUUCGUGUUUCUGUAUGCGAUGCGAUUCGCUGGAACUGUUUGCCCCUCUUAGCCAGUUUUUGUGUCCCCGUAAUAUCCUGCCGGUCUCCCGCCCUGACCGCUCGGCUGCCUCCUGCCCUGACCCACUUUCCAGGCCACAGACUCUGACCCCGGUGGUGGGGGGUGAAGAUCUUGUCUAUUGUUCCAGCUGUGGAUACUCGGUGCUGCGCAGGGCUGUGCUGUUCCAGGAGUAUAUGGAGAUGUCCACAUCGAGCUUUAACUCCCCCGCUGCAGCCUGAACCACGCUAGUGGCCUUUAAAAUAAAUAUAUAUAUAUAAAAAAUGACCAGCGAGACGUGGCCCCUGUGGGAGUCGGGGCCGGUGGGGGAGGGGUGUUACCGGCCUCUCACCAGCCCCCCCCCUUUUGUGAAAUGUUCUGCUCUCUGCAUAUUAAAAAAAAAAGCUGGUUUUUAA